Lolium perenne is the source of this 1110-nucleotide messenger RNA. RefSeq lists its product as uncharacterized. Gene Ontology annotation, biological process: ubiquitin-dependent protein catabolic process. Gene Ontology annotation, molecular function: ubiquitin protein ligase activity. The record is from RefSeq and is a predicted model, not a curated record. NCBI's taxonomy places the organism in Eukaryota, Viridiplantae, Streptophyta, Magnoliopsida, Poales, Poaceae. Gene Ontology annotation, cellular component: nucleus.
UCCAGCAAUCCACCCAUCGUCCUCUCGGUGCACGAGAGAGAGAGAGAGUACAAUGGACACGCCCCGGCCGGACCACUUGCGCGGCGCGGACGACGUCGCCCCAUGGGUCACCGGCAGCCAGAUAGCCCGGGACCUCAUGGCGCGCCGGCACGAGCCGUUCAACGCGCCGCGCCAGGACGAUGAGGACGGCAACCCUUUCGCGCUGCUGAGGGAGCUCCUCGACCGGAUGCGUGCAGCAGAAGCGCAAGCCGGCGACGCGUCGGGCGCCGUCGCCGUGAACGGUGCCACCCGAGAAGCAGCGUACGUCGUCGACGACGCGUACAGGAACGGCGGGUUCGGCGCCGUCCCGGCGUCGGGCGACGCGAUCGCGGGCCUGCAGGAGACGAGCGCCGGCGAGGCGAGGGAGCGAGCUUGCGCGGUGUGCAUGCAAGAUUUCGAGGAAGGGGGGGACAGGCUCAGGAGGCUGCCGUGCUCCCACUCGUUCCAUGAGCGCUGCAUCUUCGACUGGCUCCGGGUCAGCCGUGUCUGCCCGUUCUGCCGCCACCGGCUGCCCAUGGAACGGGAGUAGAGGCAUCCAUGGUAAGAUCAGCGAUGAGCGAGUAGUUUCUGCCGGAAUUGCGAGAAACGUUGGCUGAAGUGCUACUGUUUCUCAAUUUGCCCCUUUAUUUUCUGAACCUGGUUAAUAUAAUAAUGUCAUGUACUGCUAAAAAUAUAUUCCUUCCAUUUUUGCAAAAUUGUACAUGGACGACUUUUGUUCCUGCCUAUUUCAGACCAUGGAGUAUUCUUAUGGGCACCUGCAUAUAUUGAUCUGGAUGGGAUCCCCACAGAGCCAUACCUUUGAGUCGCUGACACAUGAGGCCCAUGAGUGCGAGGCGGGAAGCCGCGAUAUUCAAACAAGCUGUUGUCGGUUGUGGAAAAGAUGUAACAUGCAAAACACCGAUAUAUCGUGCAAAUAAGUUUGCCUAUUACUAUGUCCUGAUCCGAAAAUCCAACAAGCAACCGAUGGCUAGGAUUAGCUGAUUAGGGUUCCCCUCAAUCUUUUCACUAUAAUUUCUCUUUUGAUCUAUUUUUACCAAUCCGUUAUACGCAACAAGAAGAAAAUACAGCAAA